CCCUCUCUUUUCUCAAGAGCCGGGCAGUAUUGUGUUGGGCCUGGCUGCGGUAACCACUGGGAGAGGUCGAGGUCGGGGCCGGAAGGGCCAAAGAACAGUUAGCCAAGCCACCAGGAGCCAGCCAAUAUGAUCAAGCUAUUCUCGCUGAAACAGCAGAAGAAGGAGGAGGAAUCGGCUGGCGGCACCAAAGGCUCCAGCAAGAAAGCGUCUGCCGCGCAGCUCCGCAUCCAGAAAGAUAUAAACGAACUUAAUUUGCCAAAAACAUGUGAAAUAGACUUUUCAGACCAGGACAAUCUUCUCAACUUCAAGCUAGUUAUCUGCCCUGAUGAGGGAUUCUAUAAAGGCGGGAAGUUUGUGUUCAGUUUUAAGGUAAGCAAUCUGUCUCUGUUCUCUAAGACAUCUAAUGGGGCAAUACUAUAUAUCUGGUGUUUCUUGGUGCACACAGUAACUUGA
Molecule: messenger RNA, 453 nt
Organism: Protobothrops mucrosquamatus (brown spotted pit viper)
Lineage: Eukaryota; Metazoa; Chordata; Lepidosauria; Squamata; Viperidae
Product: NEDD8-conjugating enzyme Ubc12-like
Exons: 3
Coding region: 127-453 (108 amino acids)
Source: RefSeq, a predicted model, not a curated record